AUGUCAGACUCAGUGCUUGCGGAUGAUGCACUACAGGAACGCGUUGAAUCCAUGUUGCGCGCUUGCGACGCGCCGCUCCGCACAGAAUUCAAUUUGCACGCUGCGCUUUCUGGACAGGGCCUGGGGGAGGACGUGGACCGUGUGUACAUUGCGGAAUCGGAUGGAGGAGCACAGUUUGCCGCGCAGAAUUCUACGUUUGCAUUCCAUAUAUACCGCCCCUGCCCUGUGGACAAUAUUGACGAGUUCGACGUCGGUGACGCGGACUCGGAAGGAAGUGCUACGGUAGCAGCUACCCUGUCCGAGCUGCCAAAUCGCGGACUGGAUGGCGUAUGGGAAAAUUUGGUAUACAGCGACGAUGUCAAAGCGCGGCUCUUGCAUUACAUUUAUACCACCAUGAAGUUUGCAACGCUGGGGAUCGACCAAAACGUGAUUACUUGCAAUCGUGUGGUGCUCUUACACGGACCGCCAGGCACAGGAAAGACGAGCUUAUGUCGCGCACUUGCGCAGAAGCUUGCAAUACGUUUUGCAGGCCAGUACACGCAUGGAAAAUUAAUUGAGAUUAACUCGCACUCUCUUUUUUCCAAAUGGUUUUCCGAAUCGGGCAAGCUUGUGCACCGUCUUUUUGAGCUGAUUGGUGAGCUGGUCAAUGAUAGGUCUGGUUUUGUCGUUGUACUGAUCGACGAAAUCGAAAGCCUGUCCAAGGCACGCGGCUCUGUUGCUGCGGGAGUCGAGCCAAGUGACUCGAUCCGCGUUGUGAACGCGUUGCUGACCGAGCUGGAUAAGCUUAAAGGGCACACGAAUUUGCUGGUCAUGACUACCUCCAAUCUGUCCGAGUCGAUUGACUCUGCAUUUCUGGACCGUGUAGAUAUUCGCCAAUACAUUGGCUUGCCGGGCACGGAAGCGGUGUAUCGUAUUUUGCGCUCCUGCCUCGAGGAGCUUAUGCACGUUGGGCUCGUAUUGCCACGCUCGGUACCCAGCUGGGCAUCUUUGCACGAGACGUUUUCAGAAGUGGGCGCGGCGCUCAAAGAGCUGGCAGAGGCGUGCACUGGCAUCUCUGGCCGUGCACUGCGCCGUUUGCCUGUGCUUGCACAUGCGCGCUAUCUUUAUGCAAGCGCACAGUCCUCGCCAGCACAGUGGAUUGACGCCAUGUGGAAGGUGCAUGCUGAUAUGCGGCGCGAUGCGGAACGUGAGUCUGCGAUGUAG
Messenger RNA from Malassezia vespertilionis, 1203 nucleotides. RefSeq lists its product as uncharacterized. The transcript has a single exon. Gene Ontology annotation, molecular function: ATP binding; ATP hydrolysis activity. The record is from RefSeq and is a predicted model, not a curated record. Gene Ontology annotation, cellular component: nucleus; chromosome. NCBI's taxonomy places the organism in Eukaryota, Fungi, Basidiomycota, Malasseziomycetes, Malasseziales, Malasseziaceae. The coding region runs from base 1 to 1203 and encodes 400 amino acids. Gene Ontology annotation, biological process: meiotic recombination checkpoint signaling; reciprocal meiotic recombination.